AUGUCAGGGAAGCGCGACAGUUUGGCGACUGCGGGAACGGAACAUCCAAUAUUCCCAAGGCUGAUUUACCCCUCUCCAGGCAUCAGCAUCAAGACUUCCCCGUCAACAUCUUUUCUUCCAGACUCUGAUCUAAUGUUUAAACACGCAAUUCUGCUCGUGCUUACCUCCAUUCUUUUUGAAAUCACUUGCACCGCUUCCCAGCCUAAUCAACACAUUCUUCUUUCAACACUUGAAGAAAACACAUCUCAAAUGCUGACAGAAGGCGGAUGGGACGGCGAUUUCGGCGUCACAUGGUUUCCCCGAUGCGAAUUUGGCAGUCUUGUUGGCGGCCUUGUGCACGGCUGGCCAGCCAAGGGCGGUUACUACUCUUACCUCUGCACUAUAGCCGAACUUGAAUUCUUGGGCCUCGACCGAUUCAAGCCCUCUGAUAAAUCAGACGACCCUGAGAAAGAGGAAGCGCACUGUUCUAAAAUGCGCCAACUCGGAGCCAGUUGGUUUCGUAACCCGAACCAUCAAAUACGCGCUGAAGCAAAAUUUCGAAACCAAGAGCCAGAUGCACAGCUUCUAUUCGCUGGUUGGCCCACGGAUGGUGGUGUUUGGGUUAUCAAUGCCACAUUAUUUCAAUCCAGGCGGAAGGGCUUGGGAAGAAUUGGGAAUGCUUUCACGAUGGAAGAACGAUGCAAGAUUAUCCAACAGCUUGGGGGGACGUUCUAUGCUGAUCCGAAGGAUUGUCCUCACUUAGACCUUGACGGUUCUCGGGAAGAGAGUGGACAGUAA
Messenger RNA from Fusarium sp. VM40, 777 nucleotides. The record is from the annotation of a GenBank genome assembly. Lineage: Eukaryota; Fungi; Ascomycota; Sordariomycetes; Hypocreales; Nectriaceae.